This is a messenger RNA of Aureococcus anophagefferens, 5023 nucleotides long. RefSeq lists its product as hypothetical. Gene Ontology annotation, molecular function: 7,8-didemethyl-8-hydroxy-5-deazariboflavin synthase activity; 4 iron, 4 sulfur cluster binding. Bases 158 to 4936 code for a protein of 1592 amino acids. The record is from RefSeq and is a predicted model, not a curated record. Lineage: Eukaryota; Pelagophyceae; Pelagomonadales; Pelagomonadaceae. The transcript has 6 exons.
CUCGAGGUGUUGAUGUCCUGACGAGCGGCCUCGACGUCUGCCGCGCGCAGCACCCUGCACCACCUUUGACGACGCGCAACAAGCGCCUGCCUGCGCCUGCACCAAAGUUGACGCGCAACAAGCGCCUGCGCCAAAACACAAACGCCUGCAGCAACCGAUGCGCCACAAGCUGCAGCGGGCCCUCGCCGCGGCGUCCGCGGACGUGCGCGCCGUGCUGCACCGCGCGCUCGACCGCCCGGGCCGCGGCCUCGGCGCCGCCGAGAGCGAGGCGCUCCUGCGCUGCCGCGCGCGCGACGACGUCGUCGCCGUCCUCGCCGCCGCGGACGAGGCGCGGCACGCGGCCGUCGGCGACGUCGCGACCUACGUUGUCAACCGGAACAUCAACUUCACGAACUCGUGCACGAAGCGCUGCGGCUUCUGCGCCUUCUCGCGCACGGCCGUCGACGGCGAGUCCUACCUGCUGCCGACGGCCGAGGUCGUGCGGCGAGCGGAGGAAGCCGUGCGGCUCGGUGCGACGGAGAUAUGCGUGCAGGCGGGCCUGCCCGACGUCGACGAGGACGGCGCGCGCUGGACGGGCGACAGCUACAUCGCGAUCGUCGAGGCCGUGCGCCGCGCCGUGCCGCGGGGCGUGCACCUGCACGCGCUGUCGCCGGAGGAGGUGCUCCACGGCGCGCGGCGGAGCCGGCGGCCCGUCGCGGACUUCCUCGCGGACGCGCGCCGCGCGGGCGUCGACUCGCUGCCCGGCACGUCCGCGGAGAUCUUGGACGACGGCGUGCGCGCGACGCUGGCGAAGGGGCGCCUCACGACGGCGGAGUGGCUCGACGUCGUCGAAACGGCGCACGCGGCGGGCCUGCCGACGACGGCGACGAUGAUGUUCGGCCACGUCGAGGACGCGGGCCACGUCGCGCGCCACUUCUCGACGAUCCGCGCGCUGGCGGAGCGGACGGGCAUGGUCUCGGAGUUCGUGCCGCUGCCGUUCGUAUCGACGGAGGCGCCCAUGUACAAGGACCCGGCGAGGCGCGCGGCGCUCGGCGUCCGCGGCGGCCCGACGACGCGAGAGGCGCUCCUCGUGCACGCGGUGGCGCGCCUCGCGCUCGACGGCGCCGUGGACAACCUCCAGGCGUCCUGGCCCAAGGUCGGGCUCGGCUUCGCGUCGACGCUGCUCCGCGUCGGCGCGAAUGAUCUCGGCGGCGUGCUCAUGAACGAGAGCAUCUCCGUGGCCGCGGGCGCGCGCGCGGGCCAGCUCGCGACGCCCGGCGCGCUCCGCGCGGCCGCGGCGCGCGCGGGCCGCGAGGCGCGGCAGCGGACGACGCUCUACGGCGCCGCGGCGAGCGCCGUCGACGACGCGGCGCUCGAGGCCGCGGAGCUCUCGAGCUACGCGGAGCUCACGCGGCGCGGCGACUGGCGCGUCCGCGACGCCGUCGCCCGGGGCCGCGACCGGCGGCGGAGCGGCGGUGCCGCGCCCGCUGCCGCGCGGGCCGAGAGCGCCGCGCCGCGGGACGUCGUGACCUACUCGUCGUGCUACACGGUCGUGCCGACGUACGAGUGCUUCAACAAGUGCGCGUACUGCAGCUUCCGCGCGCCCAUCGCCGGCGGCCGGGGCGACUGGAAGUCGAAGGACGACGUCCGCGCGGACCUCGAGCGCGUCGCCGCGUCGGGCGUCUGCGAGGUGCUCGUGCUCGCGGGCGAGGUCCGGUUCGACUCGCCGAAGCGGCGCGCGUGGCACGCGAUGAUGGUCGACGCGUGCGAGGCGGCGCUCGAGUUGGAUUUGUUGCCCCACACGAACGUCGACGCCCGCGUCGGCCCGCUGCUGGAGGCGGAGAUGGCGGCGCUCGCGGAGGUGAACGCGUCCAUGGGCCUCAUGCUCGAGCAGGCGACGCCGGCGCUGCGGCUGCCGGGCGCGCCGCACCACCGGGCCCCGAGCAAGGACCCGGCGCUGCGUAUGGAGCAGCUCGACAUGGCGGGCCGCCUGCGCGUGCCGUUCACGACGGGCAUCCUCUGCGGCAUCGGCGAGACGGCCGACGACCGGCUCCGGUCGCUCGACGUCAUCGCCGAGAGCCACGCGCGCUUUGGCCACGUCCAGGAAUGCAUCAUCCAGCCCUUCUCGCCGGACCCGGCGCUCGCCAGGUUCGCGCCGGGCGCCGCGCCGGACCUGCCCGCGCUCGGCGAGCUCGAGCGGUGCCUGCGGAGCGGCGCGCGCGACCUCGGCGGCAUCUCGCCCGUGGACCACGUCAACCGGAGCCACGACUUCCCGGGCGUGGGCGAGCUCGCGGCGACGGUCGCGCGCGCGGGGCUGACGCUCGAGGAGCGGCUCCCGCUCCACGACGAGUUCCUCCCCUGGCUGCGGCCGCGGGUCGCCGACCUGCCGGCGGCGCGGCGCGCGCAGCGAUCCGUCGCGCGCCCGGCGACGACCAUGGUCGAGGCGCCGGGCGUCGCCGCGCCGCCAAAGUGCCCGCUCAACGCCGAGAGCCAAUUAUUGGCGGCGCGCGACGCCGUGCUGCGCGCGUCCGAGGACGGCGUCGCGCGCCAGCGCCUGCGGACGCUGCUGCCGCGGGGCGUGAGCCGCGAGCUCAUCCCGCCCGACGAGACGUGGACGGGCGGCAUCAUGCAGCUCUACCAGGCGUGCGCGCCCUUGGUCCGCGACCUGUUGCGGUCCGUGGGGUCCGCGCGCGGCGACGCGGCGCCGACCGUGCGCGAGCAGCGGUUGGAUGCGAGCGGCGUCGACGGCGAGGCUUUGAUGGUCGCCGAGGCCGCGGAGGCGCGCCUCGACGCGAGCGCGUUCGUGCAGCCGAGCCUGGAGACGCAGAAGGCCAUCGAGGACGUCGCCGCCGCCGCGGGCCCGCGCCUCGUGCUCAUGGUCAACCCCCAGUUCCGCGACAGCGACGACACGCUCGACUUCCUCGCGUCCAAGGCGGGCUUCCUCGGCCAGCUCGGCGGCUUCCUCGGCGGCAAGGCGCAGUUCACGAAGCGCAUGGACGAGCUCGGCUUCGUCGACGUCUUCUCGCUCCAGGAGUACGUGACCACGGGCACGCAGGUCCGCAUCUUCCUCUCCUACCCCCACGACUGGCAGAUCUUCGCGCUCAGCGACCGCGACGACGAGCCCGCGGUGAAGCUCGGCGAGUCCAAGGAGCGGCCGGACUACAACGUCAUCGCCGAGGUCCUCGCCGCCAACAAGAUCGAGCCCAAGAUCGCGCAAAGCCCGCGUCCCUUUUUUCGCCCGGCGGCGGGCGACGCGCCGCGCGUCACGCCGCCGGAAGACGCGCCGCACGGCGGCGACGACAACCGCGACCGCGACCCCGACCGCGGCGACGGCGGCCGCCGCUUCCGCCGCGCCGACGGCGACGACGACGACGGCUACGGCGGCUACCGCGACCGCGACCGCGACGACUACAGCAAGGACGCCGACGGCUACCGCGGCGGCUACGACGGCGACGGCUACGGCCGCCCCUACGACCGCGGCGGCGGCGACUACGGCGACGGCCGCGGCGGCUACGACGGCGGCUACGACGGCGGCUACGGCGGCGGCUACGGCGGCUACGGCGGCGGCUACGGCGGCGGCUACGGCGGCUACGGCGACGGCUACGGCGGCUGCUACGGCGGCGGCUACGGCGGCUACGGCGGCGGCGAGCGGCGCAGCGGCUACGAGCCCGUCCCGCGCGACCGCUUCAACGCGCCGCUUCCGUCGGGGGGGACGGGGUCGAUCGAAGUGGUGCUGUGCACGAAGCCGGAGUCGAUGCUCGUCGACGCGGAGGCCAUCCCCGGGAGCGAGUCGCUCCAACUCGUCGAGCUCCAAUGGGUUGCGACGCUCUCCUCGAGCAAGGUGCUGACCCUCGCCCGCGGCGCCUACAAGGACUCGCCGUAUGCCUGGGCCGGCCCGAACAAGGCCAUUUCUAGGGGCCUCGCCACGCGGAUCGAGAAGUGCUCCGCGGGCGAAGUGGUGGCGACCUUCGCCGUGCGGCUCUCGAAGACGGCCCCGCAGCUCCAGGCGCUCGAAGCGGCGCGGCCCGCGGGUCAGGCCGCUCGGAUUCUCACCGUGAAGCCGAAGUUCACGUUCCACUGCGCCGCGGCGUCCUCGAGCGCGCACGCGAAGUUCGAGCUCUCGGACCUCGGCGACACGCGCCUCCUGACGGCCAUCCGCGAGCUCCAGCACGGCGUCCCCAUGACCGUGGAGCUCGGCCGCGACGACACGUCGACGCGCCGGCAUCUGGUCCGCGCGGUCUUCCUGGCCUACCAGUGCCCGGAUGACAUCCGCGAGCUGCUGGGGGAGGGCCCCGCGGACGACCCGGGCCCGCUCCGCAUCGAGGUCACGCGGCGCGACGACGACGGCUACGACUACGACGUCAAGGUCGUGGGCAUGGGCCGCAUCUUCUCGCCGAAGGUCCUCCGGGACUUCCAGAAGCUGCGGUUGCGCGCCGCUCACGCGAUGGGCGUCCCCGUCGCUCACGCGGCGCGGUGCCUCAUCAACCCCAUGAUGUUCGUGGGGCUCUUCGGCGGGCUCGCGCCGUUCCGCGAGGAGGGCGCCGUCGACGAGUUCCUCGCGAGAGGCGAGCGGCACGAGGGCGUCGUCGACGACGCGGCGGCGGCCUGGGGCGAGGCCCUGGCGGCCGAGCGCGACGGCUCGCCGGAGGACGACGGCCCGGGGGGGCCCAAGCCCCACAUCUACAGCCUCUCGCGGGCUAACGACGCGGACAAGCUCGUGGACCACGUGAAACAGCGGCUGAAACGCGAGGAGAAGGACCUCGCGUCGCUGCAGGAGGGCGACGGCGACUUCCGCAUGAAAGCGGACCGCGUCGCCAUGCUCCAGCGGUUCGUCGCCAUCUUCCAGUACAAGGGCGCCGACCCCCCCGACCAGCUCUUCCCCUUCCCCGUCGUCCCGGAGGGCGCCGUCGACGAGGCGUACAUCGUCGCGCUCCCCACGGUCGUCGAGGACGGCUAGGGGUCCCCGCCCGCGGCGGCCCACGUCAUCGCUCCCAGCGGCGCACUAAGCGCGCUUAGCUGCCCUCUAAAGGACGCGAGGGCCGCG